ACUUGUGAGCUACAUAUUUCAAAUCACAAUUUAAAUACAAAUGUUAGGAGAACAAAGUCUGUAAUAUUAAAUCAAAGUUGUUUAUCAGUUGUUCUGAACCGCUUGUGUGAAUCUCACCCACCACAAACAUGUUCACCACGAGAAGCUGUGCAAAAUUGUGUUCAAAAUUAGGAAAAUCGUUAGGUUUACGUAAAGUGCACGUUCUACCAGACUUUACACAAAAUAGUUACAAUGUACGAAGAGGCAAUUACAGUGUACUUCAGGAUAGUCACAUCGACUUUUUCCAAGAAAUUGUAGGAGAAGAAAGAGUUAUUAUGGACGAAACCGAUCUAAAUCGAUAUAACAUUGAUUGGUACAAUCAGGUGAGAGGCAAAAGUAAAAUUGUGAUUAAACCUAAAACCACCGAAGAAGUGUCACAGAUAUUAUCAUUUUGCAACGAUCAGCGGUUGGCAGUCUGUCCUCAAGGAGGAAACACGUGCGUUUCCGGCGGAUCUGUACCUGUAUUCGAUGAAAUAGUCCUUUCCAGCGAUCUGAUGAAUAAAAUCAUAAGUUUGGAUGAGACAUCAGGCGUCCUCGUCUGCCAGGCGGGAUGUAUUUUGGAAAAUUUAAACAAUUUUGUGGCCGACAAAAAACUAUUGUUGCCACUAGAUUUGGGUUCGAAAGGAUCGUGCCACAUCGGCGGGAAUGUCUCAACAAAUGCGGGAGGGUUACGAUUACUUCGUUAUGGAAGUUUGCACGGGAGUGUUUUAGGACUCGAAAUAGUGAAGGCAGACGGUGAAGUUCUCGACUGCCUUAGCACCCUAAAGAAGGACAACACAGGAUAUCACCUGCAUCACUUGUUCAUUGGCUCAGAGGGCACACUGGGUUUCGUCACUAAAGUCGCUAUUCAUUGUCCGCCGCAAUCGAAAGCGAUUUCCUUGGCGUUCUUAGGAGCGCCAUCUUACGAAAAUGUCCUCAAAACUUUUAAGAGAGCAAAAAAUGAACUGGGCGAGAUAUUAUCAGCGGUUGAAGUUAUCGACACACCCUCCAUGGACACUCUCAAUGACCACUUGCAAAUAACGCCGCCUAUUGGGAAGCACGAAUUUUAUUUGCUUUUGGAAACCAAGGGCAGCGACGAAGAGCAUGAUCAGCAGAAACUAAAUAAAUUUUUGGAAUCUGUACUGAGUGAAAAUUUGAUUUCGGAUGGAGCAAUUGCGUCUGAACCUGGCAAGUAUCAUGCAAUGUGGGCCAUUAGGGAACGUCUUCCUGAGGCAUUCCUUCAUGAUGGAUACGUUUACAAUUAUGACCUUACGAUACCGUUGGAGUAUUAUUUUAAACUGGUUGCUGACGUUAGACAGCACGUCGGUACAGAAGCGACCCGCGUGUUUGGGUUUGGGCAUUUGGGGGAUGGAAACAUACACCUUCAAGUAAGCACCAAAGAGUUUAAUAAAGCAAUGAAGAAACGCAUCGAUACCUUCUUGUUCAACAAAGUAAAGGAAUUAAAUGGUAGUAUUAGUGCAGAACACGGCAUGGGUUUUUUGAAAGCCGGUUACCUGAGUUCUAUUAAAAAUGAGUCAUCUUUUAAGCUGAUGAAGAGUUUAAAGGCUCUAAUGGACCCUAAUGGCAUUUUAAAUCCGUACAAGGUACUAGAAAAUUGAUUAAUGUAUGCAAUAGCUGUUUGACAAUUCAUCUUUUACAGUAGUUUCUAAAUUAUUUAUUUUAAAUUAUAUAAUUCGUGAAUAAAAUUCGUGUGUUUGUAUUCUA
This is a messenger RNA of Photinus pyralis (common eastern firefly), 1743 nucleotides long. Its product is annotated as D-2-hydroxyglutarate dehydrogenase, mitochondrial-like. Gene Ontology annotation, molecular function: catalytic activity; FAD binding. The transcript is spliced from 8 exons. The record is from RefSeq and is a predicted model, not a curated record. Gene Ontology annotation, cellular component: mitochondrion. NCBI's taxonomy places the organism in Eukaryota, Metazoa, Arthropoda, Insecta, Coleoptera, Lampyridae. Bases 129 to 1637 code for a protein of 502 amino acids.